Messenger RNA from Xiphias gladius (swordfish), 5610 nucleotides. RefSeq names its product VPS10 domain-containing receptor SorCS1-like. Gene Ontology annotation, cellular component: Golgi apparatus; membrane. NCBI's taxonomy places the organism in Eukaryota, Metazoa, Chordata, Actinopteri, Istiophoriformes, Xiphiidae. The record is from RefSeq and is a predicted model, not a curated record. Gene Ontology annotation, biological process: post-Golgi vesicle-mediated transport. The transcript is spliced from 28 exons. Gene Ontology annotation, molecular function: protein binding. The coding region runs from base 411 to 4145 and encodes 1244 amino acids.
CACACCGUGUGCCGUGCUGCGUGACCAGCAGGUGCAUGCUGGGUCUGGCUAAAGGCUAAACGCUAAACCACUGUAGGUGGAUGCCCCAGCUGCGACUUCUACGCCCUACUGCCGCCGUCGGUGAGGGGAUUUAGAGCGGACCGCGGAGGACAAGGCUCGCCGCCCUUCGCUCGGAGAGGUUGCGAUGAGGAUGCGGGAUUACGGGCCCCUCUCCCCUCUCGUGCAAGAUUCAGCCUCCAGCUCCUCCUCUGAUGCAUCGUUUGCAUCAGUACUUUGGAGCACUUGUCCGUGCGCUGCUGCACCUCCCCACAGCGCAUUCGCGGACUCCACUUUACCAGGUGGUGACAGUCGGACGCUCGAGAGUGAAAAUGGUCUUCUUUUAACGCGCCCGAACUCGGAAUUAACGUAGAAUGGAGACGCGCCUCGGUCGCUGCCUUUUCAUCAUUUUCUCCGAGUGGAUUUGGCUCCUCAGCCUAACUUCCUUCCUGGGCGGAACAAAAGCGGAGGUGAGGUGCAUUCCCUCGUGCCAGCUGCCGCGGAUCACGGCGUUUCCCCGGGAACUCUCGGCGCUGGAUUUGACUAAUUUUGGCGAGGCACCAGUCGAAGAAUUUAUUGGAUUUAACGGGGGAUCGCCGGGCGCCAAAGCCACCGCCGGCGAGGGCGAAAAUCCCAACGUUGCGGAAUGGACCGCGAGCGAAGAAAGUUCGUCCAAAGUGCAGCCACGGUUGCGGGGAAAUAAAAGAAGUUGCAUCCGGGAGGACGCGUCAAACGGUCAACAGAAACUUUCUCACUCCAAAGUGUUUUCUCGCGCGUCUGCGCCUUUGCCUGAAAACGCGACCGAAAACGGCACCGGCGAUGCCAAUAAUCACGGCUUUUCUGGGGAAGACGGGGCGCAGGUGGAUGUGACGGUAAACGAGAACACAGAUGUGGCCAGCUGGAGACGAAGGCGAAGGCGCGCAGAGACCUGGUCCGGAUUCAGACCGGAGGGCGUGGAUGAGGCUCCGUUCUCGGACCAGGAGGAGUUUCAGCUCGCAAGUUCGACAUUUGCACUCAGCGGGGACACGGCUCAUAACCAGGCAAUGGUGCACUGGUCCGGACAAAACAGUAGCGUGAUCCUCAUGUUGACAAAAUACUACGAUUUCAACUCUGGCAGAGUAACAGAGAGCUCUUUGUGGAGGUCAACUGAUUAUGGGACCACAUAUGAGAAACUUAACGAGAAAGUCGGGCCAAAAACCAUACUGAGCUACUUGUACGUGAGUCCGAACAACAAAAGGAAGAUCAUGUUACUGACUGACCCAGAGGUGGAGAGCAGCCUGCUCAUUAGCCUUGAUGAGGGGGCGUCCUAUCAGAAACACAGCCUGGCCUUCGAUAUCCUCAGCCUGCUUUUUCACCCCGAGCAGGAGGACUGGAUCUUGGCUUACAGCCAUGACCAAAAGCUCUAUGUCUCUGUUGAGUUUGGGAGAAGAUGGCAGCUUGUGCACGACAGCGUCGUCCCCAACAGAUUCUACUGGUCCAGACUGGGUUUUGAUAAAGAGCAAGGAACGAUUCACCUGGAGAUCAGCAUCUCUGAUGGACGGUCACAGUACAUAACUUGUAAACUUCAGAACUGCUCUGAUGGAAACAAGGGCAAGCCUUUCCCUGGAUUUAUCAUCCCUGAUUCUCUGGUGGUUCAGGAUGAAUACGUUUUCAUCCAGGUGCCAAUAGGUGGCCAGUCUGUCCAUUAUGUGUCCUAUAAAAGAAACGCUUUCUACCCGAUGAAGCUUCCUAAGUACACUUUGCCAAAGGACUUGCAGAUAAUCAGCACAGACGAUAACCAGGUGGUGGCAGCGAUUCAGGACUGGCACCAGAAUGACUCCUACAACCUGUACAUGUCUGAGUCCAGAGGGCUAUUCUUCACCCUGAUGCUGGAGAACGUUGUGAGCAGUGGAGGACCUGAGGGCAACAUCAUGAUAGACCUGUAUGAGGUUGCCGGGAUUAAAGGGGUGUUCCUGUCAAAUAAAGUUGUUGAGAACCAAGUGAAAACUUAUAUCACAUACAACAAGGGGAGAGACUGGCAUCUUCUUCAAGCUCCAACGACCGAUCUCCAGGGAAACAAGAUCUACUGUGAACAACCUUUCUGUUCGUUACAUCUGCACCUUCAUGUGUCAGAGAAUCCUUACACCUCAGGAAACAUUGUCAGCAAAGACUCAGCUCCAGGAAUUAUAAUAGCAUCGGGUGUGGUUGGACCUGAGCUGACCAGUGCUAAUGUCAGUAUUUACAUCACAUCUGAUGCCGGAAACACCUGGAGAGAGGUUUUUCAGGAAGAGUACAGUGUGUUUUUCCUGAAUCAAGGAGGAUCUUUAGUGGCCAUCCGUCACACACCUCUGCCGAUUAGACACAUUUGGCUGAGUUUUGAUGAGGGCAGAAACUGGGACAAAUAUAGCUUCACCUCCUCUCCGCUCUAUGUUGAUGGGGUGCUGGGGGAGCCUGGAGAGGACACCCUCAUAAUGACAAUAUUUGGUCAUUUCAGUCAUCGAUCCGAGUGGCAACUUGUCAAAAUUGACUUCCGGUCUAUUUUCCAACAACAAUGCACAUCUGAAGAUUAUGUCACAUGGCAGUUACACAGUGAGGGGGAAGUGUGCAUCAUGGGAAUGAAGAGAAUGUUCCAAAAACUGAAAGCAAAUGUUCGAUGUGUCAAGGCCAGAGAUCAGUAUAUUUCCCAGAUGUCAGACUCUUGUCCGUGCACAGAAGCAGAUUUUGAGUGCGACUAUGGGUUUGAGAGGCAGAUUGAGGGGAGCUGCACUCCGGCUUUCUGGUUCGUUCCUUCAGCAGCAUCGAGAGACUGCAUCACGGGGGAGAGCUUCCUCAACACCACAGGUUAUCGCAAGGCUUUGUCUAACAACUGCACGGAAGGAACUCUGCUGAAGUACAGCCCCAGGCGUCAAAAGUGCCCGAGUCAGGCCCCUAGGGGCCUCCAGCUGUUCACCAGUGAGGGCACACUGGUAGCAACACUGGGGAGGAAUGUCACCUUCUUAGUCUUUCUGGAAGAGGGUCUUGGCUCCACCACAAGUAUAACAGUGGACUUCGGCGACGGGACUGCCAUAUCGUAUGUCAACAUAAGCUCCAUCGAUGACGGGGUCAAGCAUAUCUACAGUAAAGUUGGCAUCUACCAGGUUUCUGCCACAGCAACUAACACUCUGGGCUUUGAAAGGGUGACACUCUACCUACACGUCUCCUGUCAGCUUGAACAGGUCCAGCUGUCGGCUCCUUCAGUGGUUGUGAAGAACAAAGCAGUAAACCUCACCACAGUUUUACGCCCCAGCAGUGUGGGAACGGUCAUUUAUUACUGGUGGUUUGAUAACAAAACAGACCCCGUCGUGACCCUGGAGGGAGCGAUGUCCUUCACUUUCUCCACGGAGGGAAGUCACAGUGUCACUGUUCAGGCUUCGGUUGGCAAUACUGUCCAUCAGGACCAAAUGACUGUGGCAGUUUACGAUUAUUUCCGGUCACAUGUUUUGGCCUUUUCUUCUAAUUUGGACGAGCUGAACCCGGGGGUGUCUGAGUGGAGAGAGGACAUCUGCAGAGUGGUGAAGAGCUCCAUGGUUCAGGUCACAGGAAUCAGUGAGGAUCAGCUCCUGGUCACAGUGCUUCCAGGUUUACCAACCACAGCAGAGCUUUUCAUUGUGCCUGAGAAGAGGUCAAGAGACAGAGACACGGAUGAAAAGUGGGCGCACCUCGAUCAGCAUUCUCAGGUUCUGUUAAGUGCUCUGAACCAAGACCUCAUCCAGUUCACACUCAAACCGGGGGUGCAGGUGAACGUAUAUGCCACACGGCUGUCUCCGGCUCCUCUUGUGGACAGCAGUGACAGUGGCCACAGUGGCACUGCAGUCAUCAUGCUCGUUUCAGUCGUACUGAUGGGCUUGGCUGUCUUUGUAAUAUAUAAAUUUAAAAGGAAGAUCCCGGGCAUCAACACAUACACAGCAGAGCAACCUGACAAAGAACAAGAGGUCAUUCCGACAGUGACCUCCAUAGCCGUCCCAAACCCUGAGGGGGACAAGCUGACCUCACUGGAUCAUGUGGAUGUACAGCUGGACUCAAAAAGUAGAGGCUACCUGCCAUCUCGCACAGACAUCAAGCUCUCUGAUGAAGCGCCCCAUGUGUUUUAAUGUUGAGAGUCUAUGACCGACUCAAAAGCAAUACAUCUUCUUUGGCAGUUACUUCCAGAAAGCUAUGAAACCACGGUCACAAUGAAUGGUCUCGAGUGUUUUGCUACCCAUGCAUGGAUGGACCUUGUCACACUGUGCUGCCUAAUCCCUCUGAGGAGACUGUACAGAUUUAUACUUGCGUCUUGAUAGGGACUCUUUUUGACUGAAAAUACUUGUAUUUUUGCAAGGACAUUGAUCUUUUUAUGUAAAUAAUGUAUAUCCAUAAUGGAAGAAGUAAAAGUUAUUUGUCUCAGCUGGUUACAGCUGCGUCUGCUCAAAUAUGAAAAUAUCAAACAGCAGAACAGAAGUGAUGUGUAUUAAUAUCUCAAAAUAUGCUUCCAUUUCUGUUCUUUGGGCUUGUGUUCGUGAAGUUUUCUAUGUCUAACUAUGUGAAAAUAGCUUAUCUGAGUAGGACAGGGAGGGAAGCAGAUUCAUUAAGCUCUGUACAAUCAGUAAAUCUUAUCACGAGAUUUGUCAUCAAAUGAAAGCUUGCAAUAUCCAGGAGAUUGAGGGCUUCUAGUCCCAGAUCUGUGUAUUCCCUCGAGUCUCUCUCUUUGCCGCUCAAGAUGUUAUAUAUGUCAUAACAAAAGUAGGAAAAGAAGAUUAAAGUGGAUAUACUGGCUAGGUAUAUACAGUAGAUGAGAAACUGAGCAAUCCCUCUUGUUUAGGAGACUUAAAUAAGUCAUUUUAGUGACACUGGGAUAAAUACUAGCAUCAUUAUUGUUAAACCUACAUAAAAACAGGUGAAACACAAAUGUUGUAAUCUAAAUCAUGCAUAUAGAUUAUUCAUGUUGCAGCAAUCUUAUCUUUGAUUGUUUUACAUUCAGUUUGACUGUUAAACAGUGUUAUGACUUUUAAACUUGUGCUUCAUAUUUAUUUAUUGCCAGGAGCAUUUCUUGUACAUUCUGGUUUCUUGAAGAGCAAAAUGUAAAUUUUCGGAAUAAUUCCUACGUUAAGCUGCAGUACAGCAGCUGACACUUAGUGUAAUGCAGGAAAAAUUGCCACAGUUUCACAUUUGUUUUGAUUAGUUAUUAGUUCAAGGUUUAUUUGCUACUAGAUUUACAAACACACAUUUAAAAGACUCCUUGACAUAGUUGCCAAAUAUUUCAGAUGUUUUUGUUGUUUUUCUUUGAACUGAUCUCACUGUGAAGGUUGCGGUGUCCUCUUAAAGGUAAAGUUCAACACUGAAACUGCACCAGGUUGGAAUGGAAAUGUGAUUUUUUUUAAAAUUUAAUUUAAUUUUUUUUAAGGUUGUGUUGAAAAUACGUUUUAUUUAUUCUUGAUUGUUCAUAUUAACCUCUACGAUACCACCAUCUCCAAAUGGCAUUUCCUCCGUUUCCAGUAAAGCAGAGGAACCUGCAGUCUGUUCUGAGUUUGCCCCCAAGGACUCAGCGGACAAAAGGCUGAAGAUUUGUUCAUCUCCUUC